Molecule: messenger RNA, 2977 nt
Organism: Spodoptera frugiperda (fall armyworm)
Lineage: Eukaryota; Metazoa; Arthropoda; Insecta; Lepidoptera; Noctuidae
Gene: ae13
Product: juvenile hormone esterase-like
Exons: 4
Coding region: 526-2124 (532 amino acids)
Source: RefSeq, a predicted model, not a curated record
UUUGGUAUCGAUCCAGUAACACCCCCUGCUAUUUAUUCUUUCAAUAUUUUCAAUGUACAGAAUUGACCCUUCUACAGAUUUAUUCUAAUAUGAAUGAAUGAAUGAAUGUGUUAUAAACGUAAGAGUAGACAAAUAUUAUCAGAAAGCUCCGAACUGCUAAGCUAUCGGGAGUUAUACCUACGUGUUAUUGUGAGUCAACCAUAAGAGAUAUACAUUUGCUGUCGUGGAAUAUUUUUUAAACAAUUUUAAGGAGAACAUUUCCGUCAUACAUUAUUUCUGUGUAGCUUUAACCUUUAUAUUGUUGUCUAUGCACGAUUGUUUUCUUCCGUUCACCGCGGGACGUGAAUUGUGACAAUGUCUCAACAGUUACGUUGUAUUAAUUGUGGUAUAAAUGUGUUCCGAAUGCAACGGCAUUUAGUUGAAUCUGACGAUGUCCGUUCAUUGUUACGGCAAUGGACUUCACUUUCUGAGACGUUGGUGAGGAAAGAAUAAUAUAAUUUUAAUAAUAAGUAAUACAAAGUUGAAAUGACAACAAGAGUGAGAACGAAACAAGGUGUGCUAGUUGGUGCAAGAAGAAAAACUCAAAAUGGAUUCGAAUACGAUGACUUUCUAAACAUCCCAUACGCUAAGCCUCCUGUUGGAGCGCUACGAUUUAAGAGUCCUCAACCACCAGAGCCGUGGCUGGGAGAACGAGAUGCCACAGUUUACAACGAAUCGAAUCUCUGUAUACAGUACGACAUAUUUAAACAAAAAAAUCGAGGCAGUGAGGAUUGCCUUUACGUGAACGUCUCCACACCGAAGGUACCUGCAGCAGGACUACUAGCCUUACUUCCAGUAAUGGUGUUCAUUCAUGGUGGAGGUUUUGUGUUCGGUAAUGGACUUGCGAAAUUUGAAAAUGGACCAGAUUACCUAAUCGAGCAAAACGUUGUUGUCGUUACUAUGAACUAUAGACUCAACGCCUACGGAUUCCUGUCUCUAGAUAUACCUGAAGCCUCAGGAAAUAUGGGACUCAAGGACCAAGUCAUGGCAUUGAAAUGGGUUCAAGAAAAUAUCGAGCAUUUUGGAGGUAACAAGAAUGACGUCACAAUUUUCGGCAUCAGUGCUGGUGCGGCCUCCGUAGAAUUUCUAAUGAUUUCUCCAUUAGCUCGAGGUCUGUUUCAUAAAGCUAUCUUGCAAUCUGGAUCAGCUCUGAAUCCCUGGGCAUUAGACAGUCCAGAAAAUAUAAGGAAUCACACUUUAAAACUGGCACAAGAGCUGCACUAUCAAGGACCCUUAGAUGACUACCAGGCUAUACAUAAUCAUUUGAUGAAUGUUCCUGCUGAGUACAUAAAAUUAGCAGCCAACAAAGCCACAAACCCUGCACAAGUAAAAGGAGUUUACUUUGGAUUUGGACCAACGAUUGAAAAAGAUUUUGGAAACGGUGAAGCAUUUUUGACAGAAAACCCAUACGAAUUAUUGCAAUCAGGAAGAUUCGUUAAAGUGCCAGUAAUGAGAGGAUUCACUGAUUCUGAGGGGUUCAUUGAAGCUGGUACUAAGCCACAAGAUGUUAAAGAAGUUACUACGUUUAAAAAUUAUAUUGAUUUUUGGAGGUAUCCUUUAAAUGCUAGCGAUGCGGCCUACUACAAUGAAAGAUUACGACAAGUUUACGAUAGUUAUACAGGGGAUGACAUCGAAAGACCAGCUAUCGACUUUUUUGGAGAAUUUGACUUCGUUAGUGGUGUUAUCGCUAGUUCGAAACUAUUGGUGAAGCAUGGUGUACCUCUCUACUUAUACGAGUUUACGUACGACGGUAGCCUCAACUUGCUUAAAGCUUUGAAUGGAGUAAAUAAGACCGGUGCAGCACAUGGCGAUGAUACAGCUUACACGAUACAGAUCGAGCCUGUCCCGAUGUUGACACAGGAUGAUGUUAUUGUUCGAGACAGAAUCUCCAAGUUGUGGACUAACUUUGCUAAAACUGCAAAUCCAACUCCGAACACAAGUCCCUUGCUGCCGCUACUGUGGCCGCCGUACAGCAGCAGCGAACAAUUCUACAUGGUCAUCGACAAGGAUAUGUCCAUCAGAGCCAAAUAUGCUGACGACAGGAUGCAGAUCUUUGAAGAGAUCUUGAACAAAUACCAUCGAUAGACGAAUAAAACUGGGAUAAAAUUGCAAUGUAAUUGACUCCAAGUUUGCUAUUACUCGCAAUAAAAUUUCGUGUAUUGAAAGGAAGAAUCGUGAAUAUCCACCUUUUAAUCUAUAAUUAUUAUCUUUAAGUAAAUAUAUAACUUAGUUAAGCACCAUACAACUCACACACGUAUAAGAAAAUCUAACUCACAAUUUCAGUUUCUUAACUGUUCUGUGAUACAAAGUAGUACUGCUACGUACGGUAGGUACAACUAUUUGGUCAACGAGCUUGUCUUAUUUUAAAGAGUCAAUCGAUCUUUAAGAUAAAUGAUACAUAGGUGUAAAAAUAUUAUUUCAUGAUCUUUCCUUGUAUUUAGGAAUUAAGUCUAAAUUAUCAAGUGUUUGUUCAAUUUGUAAUAAGUAAAUUUUAAUAAACUACAAGUCAUUGUCGGAAGUAUGGGGCAAUAUCACACAAAAACCUAUUUGCUUUAUGUGUUUUUUAUUAAGAAAUCUAAGUACCUACGGAUUUUACCAAUAUGUAAUCCGUUGGCUAUUGUAUGUGUGUAUAGAAAAACUUGGUCCAUUAUGUGUUACUCUGUGCCGACAUAAGUUAGUUACAUCAUAACAAUACCAUUACAGCUGUGUUCUACUCAUCUUUUUGUUACUUCACCGUUUCUCAAAGUUCUCAUGAGAAGCGAGAUUUAUGUAGUUUUUCCUUGUACUUAUAAGUUAGACAAAAUCAUUUUUUUAUUAAACAAAAUUAUGUAUAAAUAAAACUGUGUUUAUAAUAUGAUGACGAUCGAAUCUGAUGAUGCUUUAACUUACUUUAUUUAACUUUUUUAUAUUUUUACAUAAAUAAAUCAAAUUGAUUUUA